UAAAGGGAGUGGGAGUGGGAGCAAAUGAGGCGAAUAGACAAUGAAGGUCGGCGGCGUGGUGUUAUACGGCGGAGUUCCACGUGGCAGCGUCGUGCCUCUGCUUCUCAGCCGCCGCAGAGUUUCUCUUCGCGCCUCUUCUUCUUCUUACUCCUCCAUUUCUGACCACGUUUCUUUCGUGAAGGAUGUAGCUGCGACUCAGCCUCCUCAGCAUCUUUCACAACUCCUCAGCAUUUUGAAAACCAGAGGUGAAUCUAUUAUCUCUCCGGGUGCCAGGCAAGGAUUAAUUCCUCUUGCUAUACCACUGUCGAAAAGUAGCUCUGGUAAUGUAACUGCACUGCUGCGGUGGCCGACGGCUCCACCUGAGAUGGAAAUGCCAGUGGUGGAAGUCAGAAACUAUGGAGUAUGGCUUUUAGCUAAGAGUGUAGACCAAUUUAUACACCGAAUGUUAGUUGAGGAAGAUGCAAAGAAUGGUCAAGAGAGAAAUGAAGAAGUAUUUUAUGCUUCAGGUGAUGCUGGGGAGAAACUUUACAGAAAGGGUGAUUUUGCAGAGUCUGGAAUCUCUAACCUAGAUGUCUAUCUUUUGAAAAAGGUUGGUCUAUUUCCAGAUAUCAUAGAGCGCAAAGUGGCACGGCAUUUUGAGGAAGGAGAUCUUGUUUCGGCAUUAGUAACUGGGGAAUUUUAUACCAAGAAGGAGCAUUUUCCAGGAUUUGCUCGACCUUUUGUGUUCAAUUCUGAGGUUUUGUUGAGAGUUGGACGUAAAGUAGAAGCUAAAGAUGCUGCCAGAGGAGCUUUGAAAUCACCAUGGUGGACCCUUGGCUGCAAGUAUCAGGACGUGGCUAAUAUAGCACAAUGGGAAGAUGAGCAAAUUGAGUACAUUAAAGAGAAAGUGACUGAAGAGGGAAGGCAAGAAGAUCUUAAAAAGGGGAAGGCCCCUGCACAGGUUGUACUAGAUGAAGCUGCUUUCUUGUUGGAUUUGGCUUCUAUAGAGGGAGAAUGGGAUGAGUAUUUGGAGCGGAUUGCCAAAUGUUACGAGGAAGCAGGACUUCAAGAUGUCGCUAAAUUCAUACUUUAUAGAGAUUAAUAUUAGCAGAUUUCUUUCCACCAACAGGCUUCUGUACAUUUCCAUUUCGGCAUUUCCAGUACUUCAUAGUUCAUAUGAAGUUUUGAAAAUAAUUAGAGGAAAAUUAUACGAUUUAUUCCGCAGGCUUGGAUAUUUUUCCUUCAGUUCUCAUUUGUUGCAAUCAAUUUAACCUGAACUCCUCAUAUGCCUAUUAUGUGUCAUGCUCUACAUAUAAGAAUAAUGAUAUUUUUACAGUCUUUUUUAA
Glycine soja is the source of this 1325-nucleotide messenger RNA. RefSeq names its product protein IN CHLOROPLAST ATPASE BIOGENESIS, chloroplastic-like. Lineage: Eukaryota; Viridiplantae; Streptophyta; Magnoliopsida; Fabales; Fabaceae. Bases 41 to 1081 code for a protein of 346 amino acids. The transcript has 11 exons. The record is from RefSeq and is a predicted model, not a curated record.